Messenger RNA from Hibiscus syriacus, 1959 nucleotides. RefSeq names its product hexokinase-3-like. The transcript has 9 exons. The record is from RefSeq and is a predicted model, not a curated record. Gene Ontology annotation, molecular function: D-glucose binding; mannokinase activity; glucokinase activity. Gene Ontology annotation, biological process: intracellular glucose homeostasis; glucose 6-phosphate metabolic process; glycolytic process. Gene Ontology annotation, cellular component: mitochondrion; cytosol. The coding region runs from base 345 to 1865 and encodes 506 amino acids. Lineage: Eukaryota; Viridiplantae; Streptophyta; Magnoliopsida; Malvales; Malvaceae.
UUUUUCUUUUAAGAUUUCACCUUCUUGAAAAAAAAGGAAUCCUUUUUAGUGUUUGUUGGAAAGAUUUAAUAGCCGAUUCUUUCCCCUGAAGAAGGAAGCCACUCGGAGAGUUGUGAAUUUAACCAUCAUAAGAUUUUCUUUUUCUGGGUUUUCAGCGAAGAAGAUUUAUAAGCAAAGAGAUAGAAGAAAGACCCAGAUCUUAAAAAGGCGUCGUUUCGAUGGGUUGCUUGAUCAGAACUGACAAAGGGAUGUUUUUUUCGAUGGAGCAAGGAUAAUAUGAUGGAUGCUUUAAUGGAUAUAUAAAAGGGAGGUAGUUUUAUUGUUUUUGUAGCCUUGCUGUUUUGAUGGGAAAAGUGGUAUUAGGGGUGGCAGUAGGGGUGGCUGUGGCGGCGUGUGCGGUGGCGGCGUUGGUGGUUGGGAGGAGAGUAAGGAGUAGGAAGAAGUGGAAGAGAGUUGUUGGGGUUUUGAAAGAGUUGGAAGAGAGUUGUGAGACCACAGUUGGGAGAUUAAGGCAAGUAGUGGAUGCUAUGGCUGUUGAGAUGCAUGCUGGUUUAGCUUCCGAAGGAGGAUCCAAACUCAAAAUGUUGCUCACUUUUGUUGAUAAUCUACCUUCUGGGAGUGAGAAAGGAAAUUUUUAUGCUCUAGAUCUUGGAGGUACUAAUUUUAGGGUCUUACGGGUUGAACUAGGAGGUCAAAGAUCCAAUUUGGAUCCAGAUGUGGAGCAACAGCCCAUUCCUGAGCAGUUGAUGACGGGAAGAAGUGAGGAUCUUUUUGAUUUUAUAGCUUCAUCGUUGCAUCGGUUUGUUGGAAAAGGAAAUGAUUCUAUGCAAUCUUCAAUUACGAAAGAACUUGGAUUUACAUUCUCUUUUCCGGUGAAACAAACAUCUGUUUCAUCAGGGGUCUUAAUCAAAUGGACAAAAGCAUUUGCAAUCAAAGACAUGGUUGGAAAAGAGGUUGCUGGAGCUUUACAGCAAGCACUUGUCAGGAAAGGUUUGAAUAUGCGAGUUGCGGUGCUGCAGGUGAAUGAUACUGUUGGAACAUUAGCUCUUGGACGUUAUCAUGAUGCGGACACUGUUGCUGCAGUGAUAAUCGGAACAGGUACAAAUGCCUGCUAUUGGGAGCGGACUGAUGCUAUUAUUAAGUGCCAAGGACUGCUUACAACUUCCAGUGGCAUGGUUGUCAAUAUGGAAUGGGGAAAUUUUUGGUCGUCUCAUUUGCCAAGAACUUCAUAUGAUAUCGAAUUAGAUGCCGAGAGUCCAAAUCCGAAUGAUCAGGGUUUUGAGAAAAUGAUAUCAGGCAUGUAUCUUGGCGAUAUUGUUCGGAGAGUGAUUCUAAGGAUGUCAGAAGAGUCGGAUAUUUUUGGACCGGUUUCUGCCCGAUUAUAUGUGCCCUUUGCCUUAAGGACGCCUGCAAUGGCUGCAAUGCAUGAGGAUGACUCCCCUGAAUUGACGGAAGUGGCAAGAAUCUUGAACAAUAUUCUUGAUAUUCCUGAUGUUCCCCGGAAGGCUAGGAAGCUUGUCGUGAAGAUAUGCGAUGUGGUAACCCGUAGGGCUGCUCGAUUGGUGGCUGCAGGCAUCGUUGGGAUUUUGAAAAAGAUUGGUCGCGACGGUAGCAGUGGCAUCUCAGGUGGAAGUAGAAGCGAUAUCAAGAUGAGAAGAACGGCAGUGGCGGUCGAGGGAAGUUUAUACACUCAAUACACAACGUUUAGGGAGUACUUGCACGAAGCCUUGCAUGAAAUAUUGGGGGAAGUUAUCGCGCGGCACGUCGUGAUCAACGUCACGGAAGACGGGUCAGGGACCGGUGCAGCUCUCCUUGCUGCCUCACAUUCAUCGUCAGGAAGUGCGGAUAACAUACAGUUGGCAUAAAUAUAUGUUACUUGGUAUACAUAUAUAGCCCUGUAAAUGUAAAAAUCAAUUCCAUAUUUUUCAUUAUAAAUAUAAAAGGAAAGGUUUGUUCACC